UGGAUGUCAAAGUAAAUUCUCGAAUUGUAACAGUUCGAGGUCCUCGUGGUCUGCUGAGAAAAAGUUUCCGCCAUGCACAAGUUGAUAUGCAGGUUAUUGGCAAAGAUAAGAUUGUAAUUCAGAAAUGGUUUGGAAUAAGGAAAGAAUUGGCCACUGUACGAACAGUUUGUUCUCAUAUUGAAAAUAUGAUUAAAGGUGUUACUGUGGGUUAUCAAUACAAAAUGAGAUCAGUGUAUGCUCAUUUCCCAAUCAAUGUUACAACGUCUAAAGAUGGAUCAAUGGUUGAAAUUAGAAAUUUCUUGGGUGAGAAAAUUGUAAGAAGAGUGGAAAUGCAACCUGGUGUAACUUGUCAAAAUUCUUCCCAGCAAAAAGAUGAAUUAAUUCUUCAAGGAAAUGAUAUUGAAUUAGUUUCUCGAUCAGCGGCAUUGAUCCAUCAAUCCACACUAGUGAAGAAAAAAGACAUAAGAAAAUUUUUAGAUGGUAUUUAUGUGUCAGAAAAAACUACUGUUGUUCAAGCUGAAAAUUAAAUAAAAUAGUUUGAAAAACUUAA
This is a messenger RNA of Parasteatoda tepidariorum (common house spider), 550 nucleotides long. RefSeq names its product large ribosomal subunit protein uL6. Gene Ontology annotation, cellular component: ribosome; cytosolic large ribosomal subunit. NCBI's taxonomy places the organism in Eukaryota, Metazoa, Arthropoda, Arachnida, Araneae, Theridiidae. Gene Ontology annotation, biological process: cytoplasmic translation. Gene Ontology annotation, molecular function: rRNA binding; structural constituent of ribosome. The record is from RefSeq and is a predicted model, not a curated record.